UGCUGCAGUGAAAACAAAACACUGACGAUGAAUUUUGGACACAUUUUCUGUUGAUUUGGAGUCAAAACAGUAAAAAUGUCGGAUUUAUUAACACUAACCCCCCAGGAGCGACUGGACCGUCUGCAGGAGCUGACAGAGUUCACUGAGAGCUGCAAAACACAGCUAGACGGUUUAUUAGAGACGUUGGGAUGGUCGCUGGACGACAAGGACCCUAACCAGGAAGCGAUGGAGCAAUGUCCGUAUGACCCUCACCACCAAGUCCCCGUCAGAAGCAUGGAGAAACACAAAGCUUUCUGUAGCCUCAGAAAGAUGGGCUACACAGCUGAGGAGCAGGAGGAGAUGAUCGACCCUUCGGUGUGUUACGAGAACAACAGCAUCAAAACCUUUACAAUGGACAAACCCACGCAGCACCAAGUGAUCCUGCAGGCCAGAUCUGCUGCUCCACUCAUGAGGAUGGAGGGAGUCUUCUGGCAAGGUCAGUACUCCGGCCAGCCCGUCGAUGUUCCUCAGAGCCACAAGCGAACUGUGUGUGACCUCACUGUCGCCGACCGGUUGGCUCUGUACGAUCACGUGAUCGGCGUCUUCAACAGACAGAAGGAAGCCGGCUCCUCCAGCAACGAUGAUCUCUACGUAGAUUUGGUGUCCAAACUACAGAAGGAUGAAGAACAAAAUGAGCCAAAGACUCACCUGGAGCUGAUGGCAGAGAUGAGGGACUACAAGAGGCGGCGUCAGUCCUACCGAGCCAAGAACGUUCACAUCACUAAGAAGUCUUACACUGAGGUGAUCAGAGAGGUGAUCAACGUUCACUCAGACGAGCUCUGCAAGCAGUGGAGAGAGGAGAGAGAGGAGGAGAAGGACGAGGAGGAGGAGGAGGAAGGAGGAGAGAGAUCUGAACACUCGUCCCACAGACGUCGGUCGGAUGAAAGGCAGUCGGUGUCGUCAGAUUCCCGUCAGUCCCACAGCAGACGCCACCGCAGCCGAGAGAGAAGCCACGAGAGAGAGAGCAAGAAGAAGAAAAAGAGGAGUAGGGAUUCUCGAUCACCAGACGACAACCAUCACCACCACCACGAACGAAAGAAGAAGAAAAAGAAGAAGAAAGACGAGCGGGAGAAGGAGAAGUGAGAGCGCCGGAUCAGCAUUUACGUGAAGUCAAAGGUUGUCGUGGCC
Scomber japonicus (chub mackerel) is the source of this 1167-nucleotide messenger RNA. It is a transcript of the gene snrnp48, whose product is annotated as small nuclear ribonucleoprotein 48 (U11/U12). Gene Ontology annotation, cellular component: nucleoplasm; cytosol; U12-type spliceosomal complex. The record is from RefSeq and is a predicted model, not a curated record. The transcript has 9 exons. NCBI's taxonomy places the organism in Eukaryota, Metazoa, Chordata, Actinopteri, Scombriformes, Scombridae. Bases 76 to 1122 code for a protein of 348 amino acids.